AUUGAUGAUAAGGGGUGCGUAUUCGCGGUCGGAACCAAUAACUGUUUCGUUUGAAAACUUGUCACUUUUGCACUUUUGACUUUGGUGUUCGGUUGUUGUCCGUGAAAUUUUGUACAAUGUGUUCGUGUUGACGUGGCGAAUGGUUUGACAGCUAUUUUUGCAGAAACAAGCCAACGAAAAUAACAACUAUUCCAAAGAUUAUUGACGGUUGAAGAUUUGUGGUAAAAUGAAGACUAGCAUUGGAAUCCCUGGUGCAGGUAAAAAAAAACUGUUAACAAAGAAGUUUUUCUCAUAUGCAGGGGUGACUGUUAAGCUCCAAUGAUUUCCAUCGAGCAAGAAACCAAGGUAUUGGCAAGAUGGCAGAACUUGACAGCGAUGAUGCCUUUCACAGUGCAGAUGAAGAAAGUAAAACAGUAGACAGUGCCCCACCUUCAAGUGACCAAGAAGGAAAAUCUACAUCACAAUCAAAUCCAUCUACUGCAAGUGCUUCAAAUACUGCAGCUUCCAAGAAGGAACCUCCAAACACUGGAAAGUGCAAGAAUUCAAAAGGAAAGAAGGGGAAGAAAAAACAAACAUCUGUACAAGAAGAUAAAGAGGCUAAAAGUGAAGUUUCUAAACCAGUUAGUCCAGCUGUCUCUGUUGAGACUUCACCGGAGAAACCUACAUUGCCAAAACAGGAGGAAACUCAGACAGAAACAGACAAGGAACAAUCAAAACCCUCUGAAGAAACAAUGAGUGAGGAAACAAAAACAGAAACAGUGGAGAGUGAAUCUCGAACCAUUGAUGACAGCAAACCCCCAGCUGUCAAAGAAACCCUAACAGAAAGUUCUGAACAACACAAAGUACAAUCUGCCAAUUUGGAAGAGCAACCUGAUGAAGAUCAGUCAAGAGAGGAUAUUCAAUCACAGCAAGAUGCUAAACAUGAAGAUGCUAAAGAUACUCAAAUGAAAACAGAUACUGAAGAUUUGCACGAAGAGAAUGAUGGUUCUCAGGAAAAUGAAAAGAAAUUAUUAGAGUCAGGAGAUCAGAUUGAAAGAAAUGUUGAGGAUGUUCCUUUAUCAUUUGAUGGAAUGGUAAAAUCUGAUGAAACAGCAGCAGGAAGUUCUUCUGAAGAGGCUGAGGUAUCUAUGGCAGGAGCUUUAAGUAGGCUGACUGGAGAGAAACCAGAUGAGAAGAAAUCUAGUGGAGGUUGGGGAUGGGGAGGAUGGGGCUCAUCUCUUGUCUCGUCAGUCUCUAAAGUUGGUCACAGCUUGAGCUCAGUUAUUGAGAAUGUUGAAACAUCUCUUGGUGUGCCUAAACCAGAAACAUUGUCAGAACAAGAACUGAAAGAACAGCAGUUUGUUGUAAAGUCUGAAGGAGAAAGAGAUAAGAAUGAAGAGGAGACAGUAGAUGAAGAGAAACAAGAAGAUGGAGAAAUGAAAGAUCAGGAUGAAGAUGUUAAACAAAAAGAAGGCGAGAUUCCUGAGGGCCAGUCAGAGGCACAAUCUUCAUCUAGUGUGAAGGGAUUCUUCUCAUUUGGAGCUUCAGCUAUAACCAGUGUUGUUGGUAAGACAGUUACUGGAGGCUUAGAUGCUUUAGAGACCAUCGGACGUAAAACGAUGGAUGUACUCCAGGAGGGAGAUAGUGAAGCAAUAAGGAGGCAGGGCAAUGCUGGUGGAGAAAGGGGAAGGUUGUCAGAGAUAUUACGAGAUGCCAAGAAAGAAGCUGAGACAGUUGCCCUUUUGGAAGAGGAAGAAAAAGAGCGACAGAGGGCGCACUUUGGCUUCCUUUUUGAUCAGUUCCAGGGUCUGGCACACCUUGAAGCACUAGAGAUGAUUAGUAAUCAGAGUGAAAGUAAAGUUCAAGGGUCAUUGAGUACGCUCAGUGGUGAUAACCUUCAGAGUUUGAAGACUGAACUAAUUGAGAUCAGGGAUGCAUUCCAGUUGGAGGAUCUGGAGUCAGAGGACCAGCCUGAAGGGAGUGAGCAAGACUUUGUGAAUGCAAUAACUGAACAUCUGUUUGGUGUGACUAUAGCAUCUACUCCCGACAAACUACAACGGGUCCAGAAGGCGGCUCAUGAUUGGUUAGCAGAAUGCAAGACAAAACAGGAGGCUGGUCAGAAACAAGAAAUAAAGGAGUUGCACAUUAAAGCUAUGGAGGUAUUUGCUGAGUUCACAUCCAGAGUGAUAGAGCAAUUUCACAAGGCAUCGGAGCUGAUGCUUCUACCUCAGGAUAAAGAACAAGGGAAGAGUUCUGUUCAACGAGCAACAAGCCUCUCAAAGUUGACUAGUGUCCUAGCUGCAGAGGUCAGUAACUUGGCUAAUAACUUUGGUGAAUGUUUGAAUCGGGAAGCAACCAAUCAAGAGGAUGAGAACUCAGAAGAUGUUAAUCCUCUCAUCACAAACAUCUACCUAGAGGCAUCUAAUAGUACAUCCUACAUCCAGGAUGCAUUCCAGCUCAUCCUUCCAGUUCUUCAGAUGGUUAGCAUUGAGAGGAGACAAGAAUCAUUACUGGAGGCUACUUCAUGAAUCUAGAAUGAGGCAAGCGCUUUGGUGGAUAUUUUGCGCUUUAAGACUUCAAUAUUAUUGUUAUUAUUAUUACAUAGUAAACUAUGUUGUAAAAAUUUGACAUGAUUGUCAUCCCACAAUGCAUGAAUAACCUCAAU
This is a messenger RNA of Asterias rubens (European starfish), 2644 nucleotides long. Its product is annotated as protein FAM114A2-like. The coding region runs from base 357 to 2507 and encodes 716 amino acids. The record is from RefSeq and is a predicted model, not a curated record. Lineage: Eukaryota; Metazoa; Echinodermata; Asteroidea; Forcipulatida; Asteriidae. The transcript is spliced from 13 exons.